This is a messenger RNA of Pimephales promelas (fathead minnow), 6165 nucleotides long. The record is from RefSeq and is a predicted model, not a curated record. Lineage: Eukaryota; Metazoa; Chordata; Actinopteri; Cypriniformes; Leuciscidae.
CGCCCACUCGACACCAAACGGUCACUCAGAUAUGUGCGCUCACUGACUUCUUCCUGUGUUACAGCUCUGGCCUCGCCGGCAACUGUUUCGGUAGGGUGUGUUCGACUCCUUCAAGUGCUUUCUGAAACAUGGAUUUCUACCGUGAGCUUCCGGUUGUGUUCAGUGAAGAGCAUUUUCAUAGUCUUCUUUUAUGGAGUAACAGAGAAGUCUGAUUUCACUCGAAAUUUACCUUUAAGGAUUUGUCCAAGGACGAAAUACAGAAAAAUACAGAAGAUUCUCACAAUGUAAUCUCCAAUAUCUGGUGAUGACAAUGCAAGAAGUGUCAAGCCAGGUCAAUCCUGCAUCAGACUGAAGGAACUGGGCAAACGUAUUCAUCAUGAGCAACCAGGAGAAGCGUCACAGGACAACCAUGCAGCACCUCCGCUAUCUCGAUAGCUUUAUGAAUGAAAUAGACCGUGAGGUCAUGAGCCUGACGGAUCGAGCUUUCAAGAGUCUGUGCAUUGGGGACGAAGCCAUAUACAAUGACUCAGAGUUUUCCCCGUCUCCCGUCAGCUGCCACAAGCCAGUGGUGGAGGACGUCUCAAAAAAGACUCAGGAGAGUUCAUUUUCUGCCGUCAAAAAACUUAAUUCUCACCCCCUUAACGGAGCGAAUGAUUUAUUGACUGGAUCGUCCAAAGACUCUGCACUUUUUGCCGUAUUUUCAGCCAAAAAGAAUGGCGAGAGCACCAAGAUGACAAAUGGUGAUUCAUGGGACAAAUCUGCUCUUCUCAGCAUCCAAAGAGAGCUCUCUGAGUUUUCCUCAGAUUACCAGAGAUUAGCGGCGGAACAUCUUUCCCAAGCCAAGAAUCACCUAAAAUCAGAUGAAAAAGUCUCCGCCAAAAAGUCAAGCAAGGAUGCAUCGCUUCCCUCUGGAAAAUCCAACAAACUGAGCAAAAACAACAAACUGAGACAACUGAAUUCCAUCAACUUUUUCCUGCACAGUGAAUUCAGCCCGUUCUUGUCAUGGAGGGAUUUUAAUAGAUUCCCCAUUGGCCAGGAGCACAUAUCGGAGAUUAUCGUAAGCGAUAGGCCACCUGAAUGGUAUGAUUUACCUCUCUACAAAGAAUUAACUGCAGCACAUGGACACUUUAAGUUAAGUUUUCCCCCAUCAGAGGAAAAAGAAGUCGAAAAGUGUCCUAUACAAAGUGAGACUCGUUUGCUCGAACCACAGGUUGCGUCUGUACAAUCUUCAGUAGCCCCAAAGCCAGAGAAAGAGUCCAAGCACAAUAUACCUACAAAGGACCCUCCUCUUGCCUCUGAACAGAGAUGUAAUUCAGAAAGGGCAGAACCGUGCGUUCCCUGGAGAAAAAGCAGAAGUAGAGCAAAAAGUGCCGCUCCUGUGGGACAUUCCAUCAACUCCGUUUGUGAGAGGACAAGAACUGGAGAAAGGAGCGCACAGGUGUUUAAAAACGAAGUGAAGACAAUAGAGGACCAGACCUCCGCUAGUUCCACCCCUUUCAGUAUUUCACAGCUGUUGACACCAGUGAUACCCUCCAGAUAUGGGACGGGAACUUCAGACAUGCUCUCGCCCACUGCCUUUGAGGUCCCACUACUCCCGGAGAGAGAAGUGCAUCCGUCUCCUGAGAUUAGGAGGGAGGGGUACAAAUCCAUAGCGUCAAGCUUGUUGUUCAAUCUCAAAGACAAUAGAAAACGGGUUAAGACCAUGUACAGUCCACCAAAGUUUAAAGGUCUGGAUGUGGGAAAUCAAAGCAAAGAAUCCCCCCAGCCAAAAGACGGCUUUGAAAUACAACUUGAAACUAUUUCACCCGCUAGUCAAAAAGCCAUCAUCUCUCAGAUGAGUCCUUUAUUGGAAACUGCAGACACUCAAACUUGCUCUCCCGCAAAUGGCGGGAUGCCAGACGACUAUUUGGCAUUUAGUCUUCUUCAAUCUGGAACGUUAAAAUCCAACAGGAGCCCCGGAGCUAACAAGGCAACUUACCCCUCAUUACAACUUUACAGAAAAACUACUCCUGAGGAGAUCAAUAGUAGAGCAAAUGCUCAAACUGUGGUGGAAACAAGCUCACAGGUUUUCACAGAUAAAGCCAGCAAAGAUCAUGGCACAGAGCAUAGUUAUCCAAGUAAAGAGUUGCAAAGCAAAAACAAUCCCUUAGAGUCGACGCGAAAUGCCCCUAAACCCACUGUAGAAAGAUCUCUUGAAAACAAAUCUGGGAAAAGUCCAAGUGUACGUUUACCAAACCUGGAGCAGCAAGUCUUUAGCGAUGGUACUAAUCAAAUGAAAACUAGAGAACAGAAAAGCCCUGUUAAAGAGAAGGAACCACCGAGAAAGGAGACAGGAGCAAAGCAUGUCUUUUCCGCACGACAGAACAACUACAUUAAAAGUCAGAGAUUUGUGAGUACAGAUGAUGAUAAUCACAAUGAUUCUAAUGCAGAAAAAGGGACUAUAAGGGAUAGCAAGUGGUCAAGGCAUUCCAAAAAUACAAAAACAAAAGAGAAAAGACAAGAGGAGCAUAUUGCAAACAUACAUAAAGAUAAAGUAAUGGAUGGACCACUAUUGAAAGAAGGGGGUCAAGUAAGAGGAGAGGCUAACACAGCUAAAGAGCUAAUUAUGACAUCAAAGAGUGGUUUGGAAACUCAAAGAGAGCAAAAAGGAAACUCUGAAAAAAUUAAAAGAAACAUUAAAUUAUUUGCAUCAAUGGAACAGGCACCUAAUAAGACAAAUGCACCAUUAAAGAGAGAGAAUGUUGUCAUCGAUAAGUACGACCUGGCCAAAAUGGCUUUAGAGGAAGUAAUUGCUGAACGAGAGCAAAGAAAGUUGAAAAGUAAGGCUCAAGGUGGUGAGUUACCCACCAGUGGAGAGGACCAACAGUCUAGUGUGAUCAGGGAGAAAAGUGCCAAGGAUGGAAAAGGUCAGAAUACUGUAUCUGCUUUUAAAACAAAUUGGCAGACUGGUCAAACGAGGUCAGAAGACAUGGCCAAACAUGGUGAAAGUCAUGUGGCUGAGGUAAAAUUAGCCAGGCCCUGUACGCAGGAAGCAUCUAUUGGGCAGUCCCAACAAGCAGGACUUAUAAAACAUAAUGAAAGAGACAAAUUGUGCCUAGACAAUCAAGAAAGCAACACAGAUAAUACCAGCAAGGAUGGUCAAUUAUGCCAAAAGAUAGAGUUGGAAUGCACAAAAGCAGGUGAUCAUUUGAGUAGUAGUGUGGGACAGUGUGAGGAAGAGUUGGCCGUUAGUUCCUUUAAACCUGAGAUACCCCCAAGAAGAGGGAGAAGUAAUUCUCAUAAUAAUGACAGAGUUGGUGAAAAGACAGUAAGUCAUUCUGACUUUAAAAAAGAAGGGGACACUACAGUCAAAACUAAGGACAAGGAAAGUAGGGAAGUUGACAAAGUUCAGUCAAGUCAAUCAAAGAAUCGAGGCCCCAAAAGAGGAAAUGUAUUGUCUCUGAAAGAGAAAUAUGACAAAGAAAGUAAGGUGAACCUCAAGGAUGCUCAGAAAGGUACGCCCGUUGAAGAUACCAAGUCAAUGGAAGAGGGACCUAAUGAAAAGGCGCCAACAGACAAAAUGAAACAUAAAUUUAUUCCACCAAAACUCACAGUUAGUGAUCCCGAAAGUGGGACUUAUUCCAUUAUCUACAAGGAGAUGGAUUCAGAGAGUGAACGGAAGUCAAAAGAUGUCACACAAGAAGCUACACAUGAUCUCACAAACAACAUAACUGAGGAAAUGGAAGACAACAAGGUACAAACGAACGAGAAGGAAGAGGCUUCUGAAGGUCAGAAGCAGAACAAAUCCAAAGGUCCUAGUAAAAGCUAUGUAAAAGACUUCUUCAGUGGAUUUCUGUUUGGACUUUCAAGCUCAGAAAAGGGAAAACCUGUAGAUGAACAUGAGGACCUUUCUGAAACACUGUCAUCGGAGUCUUUUAAAACUGAUAAAGCCAGAAAGGACAGUAUCACAGUAUAUGAUAUCCUUGGGCAGUCUCACACUAUAUCCUCAUUGAAUGGUAAACAAACACAUCACAGCAGCCGAUCUUCAAACUCAAACUCAAGUGAGCUUUCUCCAUUUCAUGAAUCAGAACUGGGGGCAAAACCACAACCUGAAGAGUUCUUGAGUAAAGCAGACAUGAAAGAAAGAGUUGAUGGAAAGGUGAAACCAACAAUAGAUUCCUGCUCUUUAAGCAACCCUGAAAGUGAGUCUGAUGUUUCUCCACCGAAUGAUGUGGACAAAGGUGGAUGGGUGCACAACUUGAUUGAGUCAGCUAGAAGCUUAACACAAAUAUCACCCAAUCAUACUCAACUAAAAAUAGAUCAACAGCUUCCUCUGAAGAGCCACUUGAAUGAGGAAGGUCUGGACCUCUGCAAGGACUGUGUCCAUUCCCCAGUUGGAUCAGUCAAGAGCCCCACAACAAACCCACCAGCAAUGCAUUUACUGUCCCUUCCAGUUACAGUCAAAGUUGGAAGUGGCUCUGUGUCUGAAGAGGAGGAGCAGCGCUCUGCUGUGAGCACUUUAUCUGAAGGCCUGGAAAGCUAUGAAACAUGCGGAGGGGAUGCCAUGGAGGAAAAAAUUGCACCAGUAGAGGAUGAGGAGGGAUCCAAGGCACCCAGCGAGAGAUCUGCUUCAGUCUGCAGCGGAAAUGACAGUAAUGGCCAGAGCAAGCCACCUGUUGUACCUCCAAAAACCGAAAAGGCUCUCCGCCGAGCCAUGAAACUCACCACACGGAGGAUUCAAAAGGCUGAAGCUAAAAGCAAACCUGAGCGUAAAAGCAGAAGCAGUGACAAAAGUGUCAGUCACAAGACCGAGAGGAGACACCACAGCACUGAUAAAUUACUCGACAGAUCAGAAAACAGAUCGCUCAGCAGCGAUGGUAAACACAGCGAACAUCUCAAUGAACCCAAAACUCAAAGAAGCGAGAAGCCUGCUAGACACCAUAGUGGCCUCAAGAGUCAAAACAUAGAAGAGACUGAACCUAGUAAAAAACUACAACACGCAUCCAAAGACAAAGAAAGACAAACCAGUACUGAGAAACAACAAGACGGCACAGCAAACCACGGGGAUCAUUUGGGGAACGGCAUAAGUAAUGACUGUGAUCGAUUAGGUCGAAGCAAUGAAAAACGCUUGCCCAAGAAACUGGAACGUAGGACUCAAAGUUUGGAUCGAUUUCUAAGGGAAAAACACCAAAACAUGUCAAGUCGCACUGGUGGUGAAGUUAAAUCGAAUUUUUUAAUAGAGGGAUCCCAGUACUCGACUCCAAAGACAUGCAUUGAACAAACGUAUGCACCAACCACUAACCUUGUAACACAGUCCUUCCCAAUCACCCAGAGAAAGCUUUUACAGGACCCUGACUCUGGACAGUACUUUCUGGUGGAUAUCCCAGUACAGGUCAAAACGAAAACUUUCUUUGACCCGGAAACUAAAAGUUACGUGCAACUUCCGGUACAGUCUCCCGAGGCUUCCCCAAUGGAGGUGAUGAACACGCCACCACUUAUGCUGUAUCAUGGCUUUGUUCCAGUGCCUGUACCCUCACAGAAGUCUAGAAGGUCUAUGAAUCCUCCGGAUGACCUGGAAGACUUUGAAUCUAGCAGGAAACAAAUGCAGGAGGACUUUUAUCAGAUAAAUAAGGAAGAAGGAAAUCCUUACAUUGAGCCAGUGUAUAUAUCACAAGAACAUACCCCUGAGGAGGAAAUUGAUAGUGUGAGAUGACAACAUUAGAUCGAACGUGACUGAAAUCAGGGAUUUGUUUUGUGUGGUGUGAUAUGGAAAACGUUUUUUGUAGUAUGUAUGCUGUUCUUUGUUUAUAGUACACGAGACGUGGAUUGUACAUGUUUAUUUCUACUUAAAGUAUGGCAAAUACCUAAAAGCACUUGUCUUCGUAACAUGAGGUUGAGAUUUGGAUUUGCGCCUUAUUGAAAGUAGUGUUGCUUUCACAAAAAUAUUUUGAUACAUCUUGCAUUCGAGGUUUGAUAAAUACAUUAGUCCACGGUAUGUUUCGCAGCCGAAAAGUAUUGUAAAAAUGAAGAAAUUAACUUAGUUUAUGUGUUUUAUAUGCUUACAAUGGUAUGUUUGACAAAUGCUGAUGGCAUCACUUUUCAGGGUGCAUUUUUGGAAUGAAUCCAUUUCAAUGGAUUGUUGCUUCAGAAAAGAACCAUUCCAAUAAAAGCAUCAUCAAUGAGCAA